Messenger RNA from Cucurbita maxima (winter squash), 3286 nucleotides. RefSeq names its product receptor-like protein kinase 5. The transcript is spliced from 2 exons. The record is from RefSeq and is a predicted model, not a curated record. The coding region runs from base 1 to 2958 and encodes 985 amino acids. Gene Ontology annotation, biological process: protein phosphorylation. Gene Ontology annotation, molecular function: ATP binding; protein kinase activity; receptor serine/threonine kinase binding. NCBI's taxonomy places the organism in Eukaryota, Viridiplantae, Streptophyta, Magnoliopsida, Cucurbitales, Cucurbitaceae.
AUGACCACAUCUUUUUCUUCUCCGGAAACCAUUUCCUUCUUCCUCCUCCUCCUCCUCCUCUGUUCCCACCAUGUCAAUUCCCACCUCUACGAACAAGAACACUCUGUUCUUCUCCGACUCAACCACUUCUGGCACAACCAACCGCCGCUUCACCAUUGGCGCUCCUCCAAUGCUUCUCAUUGUACAUGGCCGGAGGUUCAGUGUACUAACAAUUCCGUCACUGCUCUUCUUUUCCCUUCCUAUAAUUUGAACGGAACCUUCCCCCCUUUCAUUUGCGACCUCAAAAAUCUCACCUUUAUUGAUCUUCAGUACAAUUUCAUCACCGGCGGCUUUCCGACCACGCUUUACAAUUGCUCGAACCUUAAUUACCUCGACCUCUCACAGAAUUACUUUGUCGGUUCGAUUCCUGAUGACAUCGACCGCUUGUCUCGUCUCCAGUUUCUUAACCUUGGCGCAAACAACUUCUCCGGUGACAUUCCGACAGCCGUUUCUCGGUUGUCGGAACUCCGGUACCUUCAUCUUUUUAUGAAUCAAUUCAAUGGGACUUACCCAUCUGAAAUCGGCAACUUAUCGAAUCUGGAAGAGUUGCUGUUGGCUUAUAAUUCAAAUCUGCUACCAGCUGAAUUGCCUCCCAGUUUCGCCCAGUUGAAGAAAUUGACGUUUUUGUGGAUGGCAAAAUCAAACGUUAACGGUGAAAUUCCAGAAUGGAUCGGAAACUUGACCGCCCUUGAGCGAUUGGAUUUGUCGAAGAAUCAUUUGAUUGGGGAAAUUCCUAGCAGUUUGUUUACAUUGAAGAAUCUCAGCAUCGUUUAUCUCUACAAGAACAAUCUAUCAGGUAAAAUUCCACAGCGGAUUGAUUCCAAGAAAAUCACCGAAUACGACCUGUCGGAAAAUAACCUGACCGGAAGAAUUCCGGCGGAUAUCGGCGAACUACAGGAACUAACGGCUCUGCUUCUGUGUUUAAAUCAGUUAAGUGGAGAAAUCCCAGAAAGCAUCGGUCGUCUUCCAUUAUUAACAGAUGUCAGAUUAUUCAGCAACAAUUUAAACGGUACAUUACCGCCAGAUUUCGGGCGAAAUUCGAUCCUCGAAAGUUUUCAGGUGAGUUCAAAUAAGCUCACCGGAAACUUGCCGGAACACCUCUGCUCCGGCGGUAAGCUCAAAGGAGUGAUUGCUUACGACAAUAAUCUUAGUGGGGAAUUACCAGAAUCUCUUGGGAGUUGCGAUAGCUUAUUCAUUAUUGAUGUUCAUAAGAACAACUUCUCCGGGAAAAUUCCGGUCGGUUUAUGGACGUCUCUGAAUUUAACAUUGGUAAUGAUGAACGACAAUUCUUUCAUGGAUGAACUCCCUAGGAGAAUCUCCAAGAAUCUCGCGAGAUUACAAAUAGGUAACAACAAAUUUUCAGGGAAAAUCCCAUCGGAGUUAUCUUCAUUUUGGAAUUUGACUGAAUUUGAAGCAAGCAAUAAUCGAUUGACAGGACGAAUUCCUGAAGAACUCACUGCCCUUUCAAAGAUGAACAAGCUAUUGCUCGAUGGAAAUCAACUCACCGGGGAGCUUCCAUGGAACAUCAUUUCAUGGAAAUCAUUGCACAGCCUUAAACUCAGUCGAAAUCAUCUCUCUGGUAAAAUUCCAAACGAAUUUUGCAAUUUACCAAGCCUUAAUGAUCUUGAUCUAUCAGAGAAUCGACUUUCCGGAACAAUUCCGAUUGAACUGGGAAAUUUGAACUUGAAUUUCCUCAACCUCUCAUCAAAUUUUCUGUCUGGGAAAAUCCCGCCUGCAUUUGGAAAUGAAAUCUAUGCAAGAAGCUUUUUGAACAAUCCGGGUCUUUGUUUAAAUCUGGACGGCUGCAGUUUAAGAACUCAGAAUUUGCGAAAGAUUUCAUCGCAGCAUCUUGCUCUGAUCGUAUGUUUGGGCGUAAUAAUAUCCAUAUUCUUUGUAGUAUCUGCUCUGUACAUAAUCAAAAUCUAUACAAAAACUGGAAUCAAAGCAGAUGUUGAAUGGAAAUUUACAUCAUUUCAGAGGCUGAAUUUCUCGGAGGGUAAUCUUUUAUCUGGGCUGUCGGAGAACAACGUGAUCGGCAGCGGUGGAUCCGGGAAAGUUUACCGGAUUCCAGUUAAUAAUCUGGGCGAUAUGGUGGCCGUGAAGAGAAUAUGGAACAGCAGAAAGUCAGACCACAAGCUUGAGAAAGAAUUCAUGGCGGAAGUUGAGAUUCUCAGUUUGAUUCGACAUAACAAUAUAAUCAAACUCCUCUGCUGCGUUUCCUGUGAAAGUACACGACUGCUCGUUUACGAGUACAUGGAGAAGCAAAGCCUGGACAAAUGGCUACACAAUAAGAACUCACUGCCAAGAAUUGCAGGGUCGGACGCUGUUCACGGUGUCGCCCUCAAUUGGCCGAUGAGAUUUCAAAUUGCAGUGGGGGUAGCACAGGGCCUCUGUUAUAUGCACCAUGAAUGCUCCCCGCCGGUAAUUCACAGAGACUUGAAGUCCAGCAAUAUCUUACUAGAUUCAGACUUCAAUGCCAAAAUAGCAGACUUUGGCUUAGCCAAGAUGCUGGUGAAGCAAGGGGAACCAGCUUCAGUCUCCGCUGUCGCGGGAUCCUUCGGAUACAUGGCUCCAGAGUAUGCCCAGAUACCAAGAAUUAACGAGAAGAUCGAUGUGUUUAGCUUUGGAGUUAUACUUCUAGAGUUGGUGACCGGAAAGGAAGCUCUUACCGGCAAUGAAGACUCGUCUCUGGCUAUGUGGGCUUGGGAGUUCAUUAAACAAGGCAAGGCAAUAGUCGAAGCAUUGGAUGAGGAUGUGAAGGAGACACAUUAUCUUGAUGAAAUGUGCAGUGUGUUCAAACUGGGACUGAUCUGCACUUCCAGUGCGCCAACCAGCCGGCCGAGCAUGAACCAGGCUCUGCAAAUCUUGGUCCGCAGCCGGACCAUGGCACCUCAAAACCAUGGAGAUCAAAAAGUAUAGAUUCAGCUGAGAGAUAUGACGAUUACUUGAAAGAUGUAACCGUCAAGGUUCUCUUCAGUGAUGGAGACUGGAGAGGACCCGGCACUUGAGCCACUGCUCCGAGCAGAAAUGGCUAUGGAGUUGACAGGUCGACACGGUUUGUUUGUAAACUUUGAAUAAUGAUCCCUGUCGUGUAUAUUUUAGCUGAACCACAAUGAUGAUAAAAGAGAAGUCGUUCAGCUAAAGCAGGGCCAAACGGUUUCGGCUUUCAGCGCGAAAGAACCGUUCUUCCAAGGAAAUGAGUAUUGAACACUGAUGAUGAGAUAAAAUGGAAACCAGAAAGAACAAU